This is a messenger RNA of Knipowitschia caucasica, 537 nucleotides long. NCBI's taxonomy places the organism in Eukaryota, Metazoa, Chordata, Actinopteri, Gobiiformes, Gobiidae. The record is from the annotation of a GenBank genome assembly.
AUGAACGGGUUCAGCACAGAAGAGGACAGUCACGACGGUCCACCGCCGCCGCCAUUCUACGGUCAGAGCUGCUGCCUCAUCGAGGACGGCGAGCGCUGCGGCAGGUCGGCCGGGAACGCUUCCUUCAGCAAGAGGAUUCAGAAGAGCAUCUCUCAGAAGAAACUCAAGCUGGACAUCGACAAGAGCGUGCGACAUUUGUACAUCUGUGAUUUCCACAAGAAUUUCAUCCAGAGCGUUCGCAACAAGAGGAAGAGGAAGACGAGCGAUGACGGAGGAGAGUCUCCAGACCACGACCUGGAGGUGCCAGAGGUGGAUCUGUUCCAGCUGCAGGUGAACACACUGAGACGCUACAAGAGGCACUACAAGCUCCAGACUAGACCUGGUCUGAACAAGGCCCAGCUCGCAGAGACCGUGAGUCGUCACUUCCGUAACAUCCCGGUGAACGAGAAGGAGACUCUCACCUACUUCAUCUACAUGGUGAAGAGCAGCAAGAGCCGGCUGGACCAGAAGACCGACGGAACCAAGGCCCUGGACUGA